UUGAGGGAGAUGGAAAUUGAGAAGAGACUCUACGAAGCUGCAGCGGAAGGAGAUGUAAUUACUUUACAAGAAUUACUUCAACUGGAUGGUUUGAUUCUUGAUAGACUUACCUUAACUUGCUUUAAUGAAACUCCUUUACACAUAGCAUCAAUGCGGGGACACAUUGAGUUUGUGAAGUUCAUUCUGGCACGAAAUCCCCUGCUUGCUGCUGAACUGGAUUUACGAAGAUCCUCUGCACUUCAUGUUGCUUCGAUCAAAGGGUACGUAGAAAUUGUUAAGGAGUUGUUGAUAGUGAAUCCUGAAAUGUGUCUGGCUCGUGAUCGUGAAGGUAGAAAUCCUCUACAUCUUGCGGUAAUCAAAGGUCGAGUUGAGGUUAUUAAGGAACUGGUUCAAGCAAACCAUCUUGCAGCUCUGCAGACGACUGAUCGCAGUGAAAACGUUCUACAUUUGUGUGUGAAGCAUAACAAUCAGUUGGAGGCUCUGAAUCUGUUGAUGGAAGUGAUAUCAGAUGAUAAGCUCUUGAAUGCAAGAGAUGGAGAUGGAUAUACAAUUCUACAUUUGGCUGUUGCUGAUAAGCAAACUGAGACAGUUAAAUAUCUGUUAAAAAACAAUAAGAUUGAGGUCAACUUAAAGGACGACAAUGGGAACACAACACUAGACAUUUUAACACAAAGUCGAAGAGACGUGAAUGAUCUGGAAAUUGGAGACUGUCUCCGUGAUGCUGGAGGUUUAAGAACCAAGGACAUGAUUUCAUCAUCCUACACCCAAAAUGUAGCCAAAUGUUCUAAUUCUCAAGUUGCUUUAGUCCACAAGCACGACAUUUCAGGUGAUUGGCUUUCGAGGAAACGUGAUGCAAUAAUGGUAGUGGCAUCGCUUAUUGCAACUAUGGCGUUUCAAGCAGGAAUGAACCCUCCAGGAGGCGUCUGGCAAGACAAUAAGGAAGUGUUAAAUUUUCAAGUAAACUCCCUACAAAUACCACACAAAGCAGGGGAAGCAAUAAUGGCGUAUAGUCAUCCCAAAGCAUAUCGAUACUUUAUCCGUGUCAACACAACAGCCUUUGUGACUUCUCUUAGCACAAUACUGCUGCUAAUAAGUGGAUUGCCCUUCAGGAAAAAGUUUUUUAUGUGGGCUUUAAUGGUUAUUAUGUGGUUGACAAUAACCUCAAUAGCACUUACUUAUGGCAUAUCAAUAUACAUUGUCACGCCUAAAAAGGACCGAGAACAACUUGGCCAGGUUAUUGAAGUUGCUGUUACAGUAUGGAGCUCUGUAAUGGCAUUACUUUUGCUUGGAAACACAAUUCGUUUGGUCUAUAAAUGGAUGAUGAGAAAGAAGCAACAAUCAAGAACAUCCGAGACUAGAAAAUCUGCAAAUUUUGUUCAUGUCAAUGUUUGAGGAUAUUGCAUUUACUCUAUGAUGAAGUAAUUUUAACUAGCUAGCCUAUGUAUUUUGGUAAGACCAAAGCUACACAAAUCAGUCUAUAUGAUUUUUGAUCUUACCAUUUCAGAAAGCUUUCUAUUUUUAUUUAUUUAUAAAUAAGAUCAA
Solanum verrucosum is the source of this 1542-nucleotide messenger RNA. RefSeq names its product ankyrin repeat-containing protein ITN1-like. Gene Ontology annotation, molecular function: protein phosphatase 1 binding; protein phosphatase regulator activity. The transcript is spliced from 2 exons. NCBI's taxonomy places the organism in Eukaryota, Viridiplantae, Streptophyta, Magnoliopsida, Solanales, Solanaceae. Bases 10 to 1392 code for a protein of 460 amino acids. Gene Ontology annotation, cellular component: plasma membrane. The record is from RefSeq and is a predicted model, not a curated record.